AUGGUUAGAAAUCCAGAUGCUUCUGAAAGGUCAAAAUCCAUACAAAAAUAUUCAAAUAUACUAAUGAAAGCAAUAGGUCGCAAAGGAAAUUCAGAUAGGCUUAACUCCGUUUUGGAUAAAUUUAACAAGGAAGAAUAUAAAAAUGAUUGGGAGAUUUGGAAGAAAGAGAGAACAAAGCGUAACGGUGACAAACAUAUGAAAUCAUCCAAAAGUAAAGACCCAGAAGAUAAUAAAGUUUCAGAUAAAGAAGAAGACUCAGAUGAUAAUGAGCUACUACCUAUGAAGAUCGUGAAUAGUGUAACAGAGUGGCAAAUUCUUGAAAAUGUAUUUUACAAGAAAGAUAACAAAAUUAGCUUGGAAGUCCCACCUCAACUUCAUAAAGUUGAAACUAUUUUGAAUGAAUAUGAUGAAUCAUUGGAAAAAGCUACAGAGGAUAACUUUGUUGAUCUUGAUUCAGUCUUAUUUGAAAAAGGAAUAACUGAUGAAGAAAAGCUUAAACAAAAGCUUGAAACCUAUGGAAUUUUCAUUGAUAGAAGAGAUUUUAUUUUUUAUGCAAUGAUUUAUUAUAAUGGGGCUUAUCUUGUUGAUGAAAUUAUUUCGUUUACAAUUCCAGACACGCCGACGCAAUUAUGUUUACUAAAAGAUAUUGUAACUGAUUUAUUAUCGUUCAGGGCUCGUGUUGAACACAUAUACACUCAGAUAACUAAUUUGUUAAAAAGUGCAACGUCUCAACAUCGUUCAAGAUGA
Molecule: messenger RNA, 747 nt
Organism: Funneliformis geosporum
Lineage: Eukaryota; Fungi; Glomeromycota; Glomeromycetes; Glomerales; Glomeraceae
Source: the annotation of a GenBank genome assembly